Molecule: messenger RNA, 3033 nt
Organism: Benincasa hispida (wax gourd)
Lineage: Eukaryota; Viridiplantae; Streptophyta; Magnoliopsida; Cucurbitales; Cucurbitaceae
Source: RefSeq, a predicted model, not a curated record
CAUCGACGUUCCACAUCUUCAGCCGCAGCGGGUGAGUGUCGCCGUUUCUCUUUCAACUGUUGGAUCAUCUUCUCUAUCCUUUCUCUUUCUCUUCAUUCCCUGUUUUUUUCCCACUGAUACUGAAUUCUUUUCUUCUCAACUCAACCAUUUUUCUGCAUACAAAGCCCACAAACGCACCUGCCAUGAUGCAUAGCUUAAUGGCUUCACUUGUAACCCAACCCAAAUCUUCGUUAGGGAUUUAAUUUUCCCUCUUUCGUCCCACUCGGAGUUUCUGCAUCAAUUGGAGUCCCAGCAGGUUUAUUUGGACCACUGGGUUGAAUUUUAGAAACUUUGUUGUUGAUUUGCUGCUGCUGCUGCUCGUGGGUUUAAAUCGGCUGACCCGCAUUACUCACUGACUCUUCGAUAUGAGUGGUGCCCCGAAGAGGCCCCAUGAUGAUGGGGGUCACUCUUCAUCUUCCAAAUAUCCCCACGAUGAUUCGAGUCCCUAUCGCAAGCUUUCUUCCUCACUUCCAAUGCAGUAUCGUCCCUCUUUUGAGAUGGGUCAGGACACCCCAAUGUCGAAGAUACCCCGCACCGAAUCCCGUGAUGGAGAUAGAAGAUCCCCUCUGCACUCAAUGUUUCGAAUGCCCUCGUCCUCUAAUGAUCCUCAUGUAGAUCAUUCUGUUGUUUUGGAAAGCAGGCCGGAGCUGCGGGACUCCAAGGACGGUGGGGACAACAGGUUUGAGAAUCGAGAUUCAAGAGUGGAGGCUCGUGAGCUGUUUGGUGAUGAAAGGAGGGAUUCUCAAGCUGUGAAGUUGGAGAAGGAAAUGAGAUACGAAGGCAGAUUGGAUGAUAUUAAGGAAAUGAAAUAUGACAGAGAUGGUUAUAGCGAUUACAAGGGUGAAUUGAAGUCAGAAAAAGAGAUGUAUGGAUCAGCAACCAGUCACUUGAACUGGAAGGAAUCGAAAGAUUACCAUAGAGGGAAGAGAUAUCCUGAGACUUCACUUGGAAGCUUGGAACCCUGGCAUGUUUCACGCACCAGUUCACAGAGUGCAACUGAGGCUGUAAAAGAUGCCCUAAAUACCGACGAGAAAGAUUAUGUUGAGACAAGGGAGGCUGUUGGAGAGAACAAAAUAGAUUCAAAAGGUGAGGAUAAAUUUAAAGAGAAGGACAGGAAAAGGAAAGAUACUAAGCAGCGGGAUUGGGGAGAUAAAGAUAAGGAAAGAAAUGAUCAUAGGAGCAGUACUCAAGUAACAAACAUUAAUGUUGAGCCCAAAGACUUGUCAAAGGAUGAGAGAGAUGCGGAAAGGUGGGAGAGGGACCGGAAAGAUACCUCAAAAGACAAGGAAAGGCCUCGCGAGAGGGACAAAGACCAUGCUGCGAAGAGAGAAUCAUGGAAUGGGAUGGAUAAGGAGACUGCACACCUUGAAAAGGAGUCUGGUGAAGCGUCUGCGAGAAUGUUAGAGCAAGACAAUCCGAUUUCAGAUCAGAAAAAGCAAAAGGAUUUUGAUAGCUGGAAAAAUGCUGAUAGAGAGGGUAGAGACAGGAAGAAAGAGAGGGAUGCAGACAUUGAGGGAGAUCGGCCAGAAAAGCGUAGUAGAUGUCAUGAAAAAGAGUCAGAUGAGGGAUGUGCAGAUGUUGAAGGGACGUUAGACAGGGAGAGGGAAGUUUAUAAUUAUGGUGUUCAGCAUCGAAGAAGAAUGCAACGAUCAAGGGGAAGCCCUCAAGUAGCAAAUAGAGAACCUCGCUUCAGGUCUCGUGCUCAAGAUAACGAAGGAUUACAAGGGAAACCUGAAGUCUCAUCUGUGGUUUAUAAAGUUGGUGAGUGCAUGCAAGAACUAAUAAAGUUGUGGAAGGAACAUGAAUCGUCACAGAUGGAUAAAAAUGGUGAAAGCUCACAGAAUAUCCCCACUCUAGAAAUUCGAAUACCCGCUGAACAUGUUAUUGCUACAAAUAGGCAGGUCAGGGGUGGACAGCUGUGGGGAACAGAUGUGUACACAUAUGAUUCAGAUCUAGUUGCUGUUCUCAUGCAUACAGGCUACUGUCGACUAACAGCUUCUCCACCUCCACCUGCAAUCCAGGAGUUGCGUGCAACCAUCAGAGUAUUACCCCCGCAAGAUUGUUACAUUUCUACUCUUCGAAAUAACGUUCGAUCUCGAGCUUGGGGAGCUGCUAUUGGUUGUAGCUAUUGCGUUGAGAGAUGCUGCAUUGUGAAGAAAGGAGGUGGAGCCAUUGACCUGGAGCCGUGUCUUACACAUACAUCUGCAGUUGAGCCCACCCUUGCUCCUUUGGCUGUUGAGCGGACCAUGACUACAAGGGCUGCAGCCUCUAAUGCAUUGCGUCAACAGAGGUUUGUAAGAGAAGUUACAAUUCAGUACAACCUUUGCAAUGAACCAUGGAUUAAAUACAGUAUAAGUAUUGUUGCGGACAAAGGUCUAAAGAAGCCCCUCUACACAUCUGCGCGGUUGAAAAAGGGAGAAGUCUUAUAUCUCGAAACACAUUCGUGUAGGUAUGAACUCUGCUUUUCCGGAGAGAAGAUGGUGAAAACCAUUGCAUCAUCUCAAGGGCAUGAAGCUGAAGCCGAUAAAUCUCAGAAUCACUUUGUACACUGCCCAAAUGGUGAAAGAACCGAUAACGAUAAUACUUUGAUUGAUGUGUUUCGGUGGUGUCGCUGUAAGAAGCCACUGCCUCAGAAGGUCAUGCGUUCUAUUGGGAUUCCACUUCCUUCUGAACACGUAGAGGUACUCGAGGAUAAUCUGGACUGGGAAGAUGUACAGUGGUCACAGACUGGCGUUUGGAUAGCUGGGAAAGAAUAUCUACUUGCUCGUGUGCAUUUUCUAUCCAUGAAUUAGAUCCUUUUUUUUUUUUUUUUUUUUUUUUUUUUUUUUUUUUUUUUUUUUUUUUUUUAUGUUCAUCUUGUAACUUUUAGAUGUAUGAGAAUAUGUAUUUCAUAAUCAUAUUUCAGAGUAAGAAGAGAUGCUAUUACAAUAGAGUGCAAAUUUUUAUUAGUUGAUAUUAUAUUGGAUGUGAAAAACUUGGUUCUUUCAUCUGUGA